CCUACGACAUCAAACAAUCGCCACGCCGCUUUUCCCAGCACAGCUCUACAAAUUCCACCCACGCAGCUCCUGCCACAUACUUUGCCUUCAUAACAAUAGCCCAGUGGCGGCACACCCCCGUCACAUGUGCCGCUUCGAGCUGCUCGGCCUCUUCAUCCUUAGCUGCCAGCACAUCCACAAGCUGCUCCGCGCCCGAUUCUCCCGCAAACCCCAUCUCACACCCGAACCAUGCUCCACGAAGUCCUCCUGUCCCUCUCUGGACACCCCUCCCCCCUCCUACGAACCGAUCUUUCCCCCGAUGCAAGCGCCCUUGCCGGCAUAUCGCCCCCCGAGCGACAACUGCUAGCAUCUGCAGCCCAUCUAAGCGAUAUUCACAUAAAACUGAUCAAGCAUACCGCGAGAAUCGCCAAUGCACACCCCUCUGCCAUUUGCCGGGCAGUGGCCACAGCCAUCAAGUCGACACAUCUGGCUGCGUUCCAGCGCAAGGUUCUCGAAGUCGAAGAGAGUAUACUACAAGAGAACCCCGAUCUAGUCGGGGCAUAUAAUAUUGUACCACUGACGGCCGUCAUGGGAGAGUUUAAGCAGUGGACGCGGCGAAUGGACUGGCUUUGGGAGGUGGUCCAGUACAUGUCAUCCAACUCGGCGCCAGGUGGCGUGCUCUGCGCCGGCGCGACGAUAAUGGAGCGUUUGCGUAUAGAAUUGCAGAGUGGUUAUAAGGAUGUGAAAGAUACAGCUCUUACACUUGUUACGGCUGGCGAAAUGACAUGGUUGCGGCAAGUAUCUGCCUGGAUUCUGUACGGAAAGCUCCCCGUGGUCGGCGGAGAAGACUUUUUCAUUCAAAGCACAAAUGAUGAACAGGAAUAUGCCAUUAUCCCCCGUUUACUACCGUCGUUUACUACCUCUGCAACAGCCUCGUCCAUCCUCUUCAUCGGCAAAUCAAUCAACCAGAUCCGCGGACGAGCCGACAUCAAAACAUCCUUUGGCGAAAUAGAGAGCAUUAGUAGCAACCUCCACGAAAUCAGCCAACUCACAUCACCAGUCAGCACAGCAAGCCUCGCCAAAACGAUAGCCAGCGUCCGCAAAUCACUAUCCGAAAAGACACUACAAGCUAUUCUACCAGCUAAAAAGGUCGUCGACAUGAUGCAGCUGCUCCGCGGCUUCUUUCUUCUCGGAAGAGGUGAAUUCGCCAUGGCUUUGUCUCAGCAAGCCGACGAGACGAUGCGCAAGCGAUCACAACGCACCAAUGAGUUCCCAAUGAGCAGCGGCGUCGUGCGCGACGGCGAGGUAUCCUCCACUCUUACACGCGCAUGGGCAUCUCUUGUCUCUAUGCAGCGCCAACAGUCCGAUGAAGACAGUGAAAUGGAUGUAGCUCGCCAGCUUCUCCAGCUCCGUCUCAUCAAAUCCGAACCAACACCACCAAUUACCGGUAUCGGUCUUAGCGAAGAAGCAGCAGCAGUGCUGGCCACGCUGCCUUUUAGCAGGGACCUGUUCAACCAGCCUGCCACGCUAUCCAUCCAGCUCCCCUCUCCCAUUGACAUGGUCAUCUCACUCUCCGAUCUCCACCUCUACUCGUGCAUCAACUCGUAUCUUGUCUCGCUGCGCCGAGCGCAUAUCCGCCUCGCUGAGCUCUGGAAACUCACCUCUCUCCGUCGGCAUCAUCCCGCACCCAAAGGCGCCGGAGACUACUCUUACGAGCUGCGCGAGCGAUGGUCCUACCGCGCCGAUGCUCUCCGGAGUACCUGGUCGACAGCCAGCGCAGCCAUGUUCUUCCUCGGCGAGACAGAAGCAUACUUUCAGCUCGAAAUCGUCGAAGGGCUCUGGCAGAGCUUCCGCACAUGGCUAGGCGGCGACGACAAGCCCAAGAAGAAGCCAUCAUCGCGGCCCAGCACGCGAUCCUCAGAGCUUCCUUUCCGCCCUGCAUCUCGCCACAGCACAGCGCAACUCGACGAUGUAGAAAUGGGCGACUCUGAACCUGCUCCCUCACAGACCACCGUGACCCCUUCGCACGACCAACAAACCCUGUCUAAUGGUCACACUCUCUACCUCCGCACUCUAUGCCACCGUCUUCUCCUCACACAACCCGUCUUUAUCAACCAUUUACACUCCCUCAUUGGCCAGAUCAAUCUCCUAGUCGACCACGUCCGCAGCCUCCACGAAGUCUUUAUCGCAGCUGACCUCGAGACCGACGCAGGUGUAGUAGACUCAUCCACGGACCGCGAGGCCCUAGAGGCCAAUAUCCUCAGCAAUAUCCGCACUGUCGAGCGCAACAUUAAGCAUCUCACACGCGUGGUCAUUGAGACGCUCGAAGCGCUGUCCAAUGACGCAGAGUUUCUUGCAGAAUGGGAGGGCGAGCAUCUCGUGCGUCAGGAAGAAGACGAUCUGAGCCCUGGCGAGCCGUAUCGACCUGUCCGAUUAGGUGGCGUGGAUCGAUUACUGAUGAAGCUAGACUUUGGUAGCUGGUUUGGUAGACAGCCUGAACCAGAGCCACGCGAUGGCUAUGAUGAUGAGGAAAUGUAAAACAUACACGCACACAAGAAGCAUAUACUUAAUGAUACUUUGAUAGAACAUGAAUGAUGAUGAAUAUAGCCUUAGUCUACUCGUUUACAUGUACAGGACAAAUCACGGAUAAGGAGGUCAACAUUCGUUAAUACCAAGCGUCAUGUAAUAUUAUUAGUCUAGUCCAUGGCGGCUCAAGACCGUGGUGUAAAAAAAAGGGAAGAAAUGCUCCGCAAUGCAGCGUCGUUCUAAAACACAAGAAAGGAGAAAGAGAGAAACACAACGGGUAAUGCGAAGAGGAACAAGAGUAUACUCAAAAGCCAGCCAUAAACAUCAUGUCGACCACACAGCCUUGUCGCACACACUGCUUCCAUCCGCGCCGUACUGCGAUAUCCACACAUUCAGCCGCGGCGACUCGUCUGUCGACAUCGACACCGGCAUCUGAUCCCGUAUCCAGCUCCACUAGGACUGGCUGUUCCAUCCAACCCAGCUGCGCGGUACUACGCGCCAAAUCUUGACCUCGCCGCUGCGCAAGUCAUCUAGCUUGAAGCUCUCCUGCUUGACCUUUUUAUUCUCGCGACCCUGUUCCCAGACGCGGACCUUCUUCUUCGUGCCGUCCCAUUCAGCUACAAUGCCUACGUGGUCAGGCUUGCCAACCUCCGCUGUGUACUUGGCGUGCAUCGCGCCGUGCUUUCCUUGGAAUUUGGCAUUGCGCACCGAGAUGAUAUCGCCAGGGCGGAUCACGUCGUUUUGCUGAGUCGAGGCGUUGGCCAUGUUGGCGUAGACGAGCGCACCAAACGCACGUGUACCAAUGGGGGCCAGAGCGCCGUUCAAGGGCUUCAGCAGCUCUAGGACGAGACCCAUCGGUGUGCCGUCAGCAACAAUAGAAUCCUUCUUGGAGGUGGCAGCUUCGGAGAGCUGACGGCCGAAUCGGUCAUAGAAUUCCUCCAUUUCGUCCUGGCGCAGAGGUCGUGGUGGCGGUUCGUGAUGUUGGUCUACCUCGACAUCGUUGGGGUCAUAAGGGUCGUAGUGCACUUUCAGGAUUGUUUGAGAGUAGUCCUGGUACAGGACAAAGAUGUCGCGAGUUACCUGCGUCUUGGAUCCUUGGUUUGUUGUGGUGGACUCCUCUGAUUCGAAAAAUAUGUCGCGGCGGCCCUGGAGAGCCGGAGGUAGCUGGUUGGACUGCUUCCACCAGCCGCUGUGCAGAGCCAAGUCAAUAUCAUUGGCUAUGAACCCAGAGUCGGCUGGUGGGCGGUGGGCAUCUACAGAGCGGCGAGUUGUGUUUGAGCGUGCAACCUCACCAGACUGUCUCGGGGCGCCUCUAGCUCCUGAUACAAUUGUCGAUGACCGGCGGGGCUCUGAUGGGCCGAGAGAAGGACUGGGACCAGGGAAGUAUCCCUCUUCUCCAAUAGUGGGCGUUUGACUGGCAAACAUUGCUGGGCUCUGGGGCACAGGGGGGGCAGCAGCAGCAGGAGGCUCCUCCACAGUAGGAGGACCAGGAGGAGGAGGAGGCGGGGCCGCACGAGGGAGCUCAACUGAUGCCUGUCUCGGCGGAGCUGCAGCUUGAGGGCGAGGCGGAGGAGCUGCACGGGGCGGCGAGGUUGGAGGUAGAGGCGGUGGCAUUGCUGCGGGCUGUUCGAUCGCGGGUGAUUGGAGCGUCGUAUCGUCGGCAUCUGAUUCUCCUGCGUGAGCCUUGAGAGCAUCUUUGUGGGGAACAGACGAGGCAAUAUCAGUAUCGUAGUCACCCUCAUAUUCUUCCUCCUCUUCCUCGUCAGGUGCGCCAGGUGGUGGAGGGGGUGGUGGUCUGCUAGAAGCCGGAGGAGGCGGAGGAGGGGCAGCAGCCCCAGGGAUUGGGGGUGGAGGUCGGCUGUUUCUCUUAGAGGCUCCGUCAUCUUGACGGGGAGAUAGAGGAGGCGACUUCAUAGGCAUAGUAGGAGAGUGAGGAGGCAGGGGAGGAGAUCUAGUAGCGGCAGACACGCGACGCUCCAGCGCCUCACCAGAGAGCUCGUCAUCGGAUUGAGAUCCUUCUGUGGUGGACUUGAUGGCAGAACCAGGAACUGGCGGAGGAGGAGCUGGUCGGGCGGAAGGGAUUGGAGGAGGAGCACCCGUAGUUCCAGUGACCACUGGUGUAAGCGCCUCUUCUUCUUCAACCUCGUCGUCCUCGGCAUCCUUUGUACUGCGAGAGGGAACUGGGGGCACUGGUGGAACUGCUCUGGGGGCAUCUCGGCUAGCCGGCUCGUCAUCUUCAUCGUCUUCGUCUUCGGCGGCGCCAGUAGGCGGUCGUGGGGGAGCACCCAUUCCAGGAAGAGCCAUUGCCAUAGGUGUAGGAACUGGUGGGGCGGCUCUAGUUACUGGUUCUGGUUCGUCUUGCUCUUCCACAACUGGGGCUCGCUCUGUCUUGGGAGUUUUCUUCUUCGGAACUGGAGCUACGGGAGGGAUCGCUCCGAACAUGCCAUGCAUACCCAUGCCACCACUCAUUUUGGCCAUGCGAGCGCGGAGCUCUUCCUUUCUUCGCACUUCGGGAUCAACAUCGUCUUCUUCUACUUCCUCCUCCUCUUCUUCCUCCUCUGCACCUUGUUCGUCGUCCUCUUCAGCCUCCUGUUCGGCUUCGGCGGGAGGUGCAGCAGGUGGUGCCGCUGGAGGCGGAGGUCUAGAUUGUCGCUGUGAAAUCGCGGAUGAGCCGGUUGUUACUCUAGCCAAGGGCUUCUGGGCUUCUUCUUGCUCUUCUCUUUCCGACACGUCAUCCUGGCCUUCGGUUGUGUCACCAGCGCCAGACAUGUCAGCCUCGUUACCGUCAUGAACGGGUUCGGCGAUGUCUCGGGCCGCCUUUGGUCGAGGUGGAGGCGCGGAUCUAGUAGGCAAUGCCUCGUCUAGAGAUGCGCGACCGAUGGUGCUACCAGUAGUUGUGCGUUGCAAAGGUGAACCUUCCGAAGCUUGGCCAGCUGCCUCUUCAUCGGCGGUGGGGACAGCAGGGACUGGAGGAGCUUCGGCUCGCUUCUUGACGGGUGGUUUCUUGGGCUUCUUGGCCGCGGCUUCGGCAUGUCGAGCAGCUUGUUCUUGCUGCUGCUUUUGCAAGAGAGCAAUGCGCUCCUUUAAGCUGGUUGGCUUGGGCUGGUCGUCGUCUUCCUCGGCAGCACCUUGGUUACCAGCUUCAGUCGGCACAAGACCAGCCUUCUCUGCCUGCGCCAAGUUCUCAUCCUCUUGCUUUCUGAUUUCCGGAUCUUCCUCGCGACGGUAAAUCUUAGGAGCUGGCUUUUCCUUGACGACGGGAACGUAGGCGUCUCUGCUUGGUGGAGGAGGCACAAAUGGCUUCUUGACAAAGCUAUCUGUUCCGGUCAAUCGACCAGGUUUGAAAGGCGCCACGGGGGCAGCAUCGGGUCGAUUGAAAGCAGCAAUUCGAUCCUUGAAGGAGUUGCUAGUAGGCUUCUCUGGAGCAGGUGGCGGGGCAGCAGCCUUCGGCUUAGCCCCAGCAGGGGCGGGUGUGGGUGUAGGGACAACCUUUGGCGAUGUUGACUGAGGAGGAGGAGGGACAGCUCUGGUAGCUACUGGUACGGGUGCGGGCUCCUCCGCUUCUGGCUCUUCCUCUUCAUCUUCCUCCUCUGGCUCUGGCUCAGCAGCUUCUUCGGGUUCGGGAACAGGUUCGGGUUCGGCGGCCGGAGGCGGGGGAGGCUUAGAGACGGCCUUGGGGACUGGAGCCGGCUCUUGUUCAGGUUCUUGCUGAGGGACAUCGGAUUUUCUGUUUCGAGCGCGGGAUGGUCGAGGAGGGGCGGCGGGCUCGUACUUUUCGACAAAGUUUCUGGGGAAGAUGCCUUCGUGCUUGACGCCGUCGUCGUCUAGAUACUCACCGCCGUACCAGUCAUCAUCAUCCUGUUCGGUAACGGCGAUAAUUUGGUCGACGGGAAAGCUGAGGUCAUCCUCGUGAGGGGAAGUGUAUUCAAAGAGGGCCUUGACCCUGAAUAAGGUAGGCAUGGCUGGGAGACCCGAGCUUGAGGGAGGCGAUAGCAGAGAGACUAUCACC
[Torrubiella] hemipterigena is the source of this 6514-nucleotide messenger RNA. The record is from the annotation of a GenBank genome assembly. Lineage: Eukaryota; Fungi; Ascomycota; Sordariomycetes; Hypocreales; Clavicipitaceae.